CCAAAACAAAAAUGGCGGAACAAUUAUUUCCCUCCCCCUGUAAAGCUCGAACCAUCACUCAGCGAAUUUGAGAAUCAUCACGUGAUGCGCAAAAAACCACCUCUUGUUUGAGUGCAGAAGAAUCCGCAGAUUCGACAAUCGCAUACGUCUCUCUGGAUUAAGGAGAAGGGCCGCGAAAUGAAAUUUAGGAAUCGAAAAAGUCGUGAAAGAAAAAGCCGUGAAUGCGUGACGUUAAAAAUCGCUUCCGGCGCUCUAUCCGCGCAGCACCGGAAUUCGCCGUUUCGAACACGAAGUGUAACUAUUCUGUUGAGGAAAAGAUGGCGUCGGUCUGGGAUGAAGCGGAGGAUGGCAUUGGUGAAGAGGUGCUGAAGAUGUCCACGGAGGAGAUCGUGCAGCGAACCCGCCUGCUGGACAGUGAGAUCAAGAUCAUGAAGAGUGAGGUGUUGAGGGUAACCCAUGAGCUACAGGCCAUGAAAGAUAAGAUCAAAGAGAACAGUGAGAAGAUCAAAGUGAACAAAACCCUGCCUUACCUUGUUUCCAAUGUCAUAGAGCUGCUAGAUGUUGAUCCAAAUGACCAAGAAGAAGAUGGAGCAAAUAUUGACCUAGAUUCACAAAGGAAGGGCAAGUGUGCUGUGAUCAAAACCUCCACUCGUCAGACUUAUUUUCUUCCUGUGAUUGGGUUAGUUGAUGCUGAAAAACUGAAGCCUGGAGACCUAGUGGGAGUGAAUAAGGAUUCUUACCUGAUUCUGGAGACCUUGCCCACAGAGUAUGACUCACGGGUAAAAGCUAUGGAGGUGGAUGAGAGACCUACAGAACAGUACAGUGAUAUUGGAGGACUGGAUAAACAGAUCCAAGAGCUGGUAGAAGCCAUUGUCUUGCCAAUGAAUCAUAAAGAGAAAUUUGAAAACCUGGGUAUCCAGCCUCCUAAAGGGGUACUCAUGUAUGGACCCCCAGGAACAGGGAAGACACUGUUAGCCAGAGCAUGUGCUGCACAGACAAAGGCUACAUUCCUGAAGCUGGCUGGUCCACAGCUGGUGCAGAUGUUCAUUGGAGAUGGAGCCAAGUUGGUGCGAGAUGCCUUUGCGUUGGCCAAGGAAAAAGCACCUUCAAUCAUUUUUAUUGAUGAACUUGAUGCCAUUGGCACAAAGAGGUUUGACAGUGAAAAAGCUGGUGAUAGAGAAGUACAAAGGACCAUGUUGGAAUUGUUGAACCAGCUUGAUGGAUUCCAGCCUAAUACACAAGUAAAGGUGAUUGCUGCAACCAACCGUGUGGAUAUUCUAGACCCAGCCCUACUCCGUUCAGGACGGCUGGACCGCAAAAUUGAGUUCCCUAUGCCCAAUGAGGAAGCCAGAGCCAGGAUUAUGCAGAUCCAUUCACGGAAAAUGAAUGUCAGCCCUGAUGUGAACUAUGAGGAGCUGGCUCGUUGCACUGAUGAUUUCAAUGGAGCACAAUGCAAGGCAGUGUGUGUAGAAGCGGGAAUGAUUGCCCUGCGACAUGGAGCAACGGAACUCACCCACGAAGAUUAUAUGGAAGGGAUCUUGGAGGUACAGGCCAAGAAGAAAGCCAAUCUACAAUAUUAUGCCUGAUUCUUACACCAAACAGGACCAUACUGGUUGAAACUGAACUGUGUUACUUUCUUUUACCUAAUGGGGCAAAAAUAAAACAUUUGCUUUGAGUAAGGCA
This is a messenger RNA of Pogona vitticeps (central bearded dragon), 1683 nucleotides long. It is a transcript of the gene PSMC3, whose product is annotated as proteasome 26S subunit, ATPase 3. The record is from RefSeq and is a predicted model, not a curated record. NCBI's taxonomy places the organism in Eukaryota, Metazoa, Chordata, Lepidosauria, Squamata, Agamidae. Gene Ontology annotation, molecular function: ATP binding; ATP hydrolysis activity.